AUGGGAGCAGAGAUCCAGAACACCACGGCCAACGUGCCCUACGUGCAAUUCGCCCUCAUUCCAUUCCCGGGUCUCCAGCAGUUCAGGUCCUUCCUCGCCGUUCCUUUCUUCUGCCUGUUUCUCCUCAUUGUGACCACCAACUCCGUCCUGAUCUACACGGUGAAGACCGAGGAGAGCCUCCAUUCCCCCAUGUGCCUGCUCAUCGCCCUGCUCCUGACGGUCAACCUCUUUGGGACCUUUGCCAUCCUUCCCAGAAUGCUCCUCAGCCUGCUGCUCCCCGCCAGCCACAUCUCCUUGACCGAAUGUCUGGUGCAAAUGUUCUUCCUUUACUUCACGAUGUUCCUGGACUGCAACGUUCUGCUGAUUAUGGCUCUAGACCGCUUCCUGGCCAUUUGCCACCCACUGCGCUACGCAGAUCUCAUGACCACCAAGCUCCUGGGCUUCCUGAUGCUCCUCUCCAUGCUGAGAGGUCUUUGCAUGGUUGGACCAGUGGUGGCCUUGGCCUCCCAAGUGCGGUUCUGCCGUUCGAACGUCAUCAACCAUUUUGCUUGUGAACACAUGGCCCUCAUGAGGUUGUCCUGCAGCGAUAUCUCCGUGAACAAGAGGGCAGGUAUGGCCUUGCGGUCCUUUGAAUUCAUCCUUGACCUCAUCCUCCUCCUGGCUUCCUAUGGCCGGAUUGUCCACACUGCUCUAAAGAUCCGCUCUGGCAACGUCCGUCAGAAAGUCUUCCACACUUGUGGCACCCACUGGAUUGUGAUUGUCAUCAGCUACUCCUCUCGCCUUUCUUCGUCUGUCGUCUUCCGACUCGUCAAAUCGUCCUCCCAAGACGUCCACAACCUCAUCAGUGCAACCUACUUGCUCUUCCCCUGGACCGUCCACCCUUUGAUCUACGGCGUGAGAACCAAAGAGAUCAGACGGAGCCUUCUGAAACUCUUUCCAGAAAAAAAGACCUUCUGA
Molecule: messenger RNA, 957 nt
Organism: Protobothrops mucrosquamatus (brown spotted pit viper)
Lineage: Eukaryota; Metazoa; Chordata; Lepidosauria; Squamata; Viperidae
Product: olfactory receptor 52K1-like
Exons: 1
Coding region: 1-957 (318 amino acids)
Biological process (GO): G protein-coupled receptor signaling pathway
Cellular component (GO): membrane
Molecular function (GO): G protein-coupled receptor activity; olfactory receptor activity
Source: RefSeq, a predicted model, not a curated record